CAUCGCCAGCAGGCAGCGGGGACGAUUGGCUGGACAGCGAGUCACUGGUGUCCCUGCCGAUCUUCGCGCUGCCCACGUGUCUGCACCCUGGUCAGACCGGAGCGGUCCGAGUGUUCGAGCCGCGGUACCUCACUCUAUUCCGAGACCAGCAGCGGCAGCGGCAGGAGGCCGCGCUGGCGGCCGCGGACCCAAACAACCAGCCCGCAGCCGAGCGCCGCGCGCCGCCGGCGCCGCCUGCGCUGCGGUUCGGCCACGUGCUCGCCCCCGACGCGGCGCCGCCGGCGCUGCUGGAGGGGUCGGUCGGGGGUCUACCAAGCGUGGGCGUGUACGCGCGGGUGACCAAAGUGGAUGAGGUCCAAGACGGCACCCUGCUGGUGCACUAUGAGGGUGCGCGGCGCUUCAAGCUGCUCGCCGUGGACCGGGAUCAGGCGCCCUACCCCGUGGCGGCGGUGCAGUGGUACGAUGACGACACCGCCUCGCGAGCCCCCCAGGCGCGCGCUGACGUGGACGCCCUGGAGCGCGACGUAUUCAAAUCCCUCGCAGAGGUCCAGCGGCUCUCACAGCGCCUGGGCCCCAGCCCCAGCGGCGCGGCAUCGGGCAGCGGCGGCGGCGGCGGCGGCGGCGAGCUGCUGCCGCCGGAGGUCGCGCGGUUCGCGCCGCCGCCGCCGCCGCCGGCCGGCGGGCGCAGCACCGCGGACUACCUGCGGGCGGCGGGCGUGCCGGCGGGCGAGGCGAUCGCGGUGUGGCAGCGGCACGGCAGCGUGUACGGCACGCCGGCGGCGCCGAAGAACAGCGCGGCAGACCCCUACGAGCACCUGCGGGAGAAGGUUGGCAAGGAGCGCCGUCAGGAGCUCUUCUCGUUUGCGGCGGCCAACUGCCUUGAGCUGGGCCUGGUGGAGCGCCUGGCUCUGCUGCUCAGCCAGGACACGGCAGCACGCCUGGCCUACGUGGCGGCCGCGACGAGGCCCUACCUGUCAGACCUCGCUGCCAGGGUGGCGGUCAAGGGGGCGGUUGGCGGCGGCGGCUCCUAG
Monoraphidium neglectum is the source of this 1031-nucleotide messenger RNA. RefSeq lists its product as hypothetical. The record is from RefSeq and is a predicted model, not a curated record. Lineage: Eukaryota; Viridiplantae; Chlorophyta; Chlorophyceae; Sphaeropleales; Selenastraceae. The transcript has 6 exons. The annotation marks the transcript as partial.